Molecule: messenger RNA, 1847 nt
Organism: Gastrolobium bilobum
Lineage: Eukaryota; Viridiplantae; Streptophyta; Magnoliopsida; Fabales; Fabaceae
Exons: 14
Coding region: 1-1572 (523 amino acids)
Biological process (GO): glucosylceramide biosynthetic process
Cellular component (GO): membrane
Molecular function (GO): ceramide glucosyltransferase activity
Source: RefSeq, a predicted model, not a curated record
AUGCCUUCCAUAGACUCUUUCGAUUUCUUCAUCAUAUCUCUCAGCAAAACGUUCUCCUCUCCUUUCGCCGUUUUCGUUCAGGCCCAGGGAUGUCUAAUUUGCUUACUCCUUGCUAUUGGGUGGGCUUGUGCUGCUUGUGUCAGGAACAGAGAGAUAAAUCGAAUAAAGAAUAGUAUGCGGAAUGGCAAUAGCUUUGCUUUCCUUUGUAAGGAUAUUAAUGAACUUGAGCACUCCAAUCAGGUCAACCUGCCAAGAGUAACAGUAAUUAUGCCCCUAAAAGGGUUUGGAGAACACAAUCUCCAUAAUUGGAGGAGUCAGUUAACAUCUCUCUAUGGUGGCCCUCUAGAAUUUCUUCUAGUGGUAGAAAGUACAGAGGAUCCUGCUUACCAUGAGGUAUCAAGACUAAUAUCAGAAUUUGAGGAUUCUGUUGAUGCUAGGAUUGUUGUAGCUGGUUUGUCAACAACUUGUAGUCAAAAAAUUCACAAUCAACUGGUUGGAGUGGAGUCAAUGCACAAAGACAGCAAGUAUGUAUUGUUUUUGGAUGAUGAUGUUAGCCUACAUCCUGGAUCAAUUGGAGCCCUCACUCGUGAGAUGGAAAAGAAUCCUGAAAUAUUUAUUCAAACUGGAUACCCUCUUGAUUUGCCAUCUGGAAGUCUAGGGAGUUACUGCAUCUAUGAAUACCAUAUGCCUUGCUCAAUGGGCUUUGCCACUGGUGGAAAAACAUUCUUCUUGUGGGGAGGGUGCAUGAUGAUGCAUGCUGAGGACUUUAGGCAAGAUAAUUCUGGUGUAGUUUCAGGACUUCGAGAUGGUGGAUAUUCUGAUGAUAUGACUCUUGCAGCCAUAGCAGGGGCUUACAAGAAGCUCAUUUCUUCUCCUGCGGUUGCUGUCUUUCCUCAUCCCCUUGCAACUGAUCUUAAUUUUGGAAGGUACUGGAAUUACUUGAGGAAACAAACAUUUGUUUUGGAGUCUUAUGUUACGAAAGUUAACCGAAUAAUGAACCGUGCAUUAUUUGCUGUUCACUGUUACUUGUCAUGGGGAUUUGUAGCACCAUACUUUAUGGCAAUGGUUCAUGUAUUGGCAGCACUAAGAUAUCACGUUAUGGGGUACUCGCUUGAAGAAAUGAACAGCACUUCUGGUGGGUUAUCAAUGGUGUGCUUCCUAGCCAUAUGCACUCUUAUCGAGCUUCUUUCAAUGUGGAACUUGACAAGGAUUGAAGUUUUACUUUGCAAUAUUUUGUCCCCAGAGGCACCCCCACUUUCUCUUGCUACCUAUAACUGGUGUCUUGUGUUCAUUGCAAUGCUGGUGGAUAACUUUCUAUACCCGCUUUCUGCAAUUCGUUCUCAUUUCUCUCAAUCUAUCAAUUGGUCUGGUAUUCGAUACUAUUUGAAAGAUGGAAAAGUCAGCAAGAUAGAAAGAACUCCAAGAAGCAAGGAUAUGGGUCCAGUUUUCACAGACUUGGCAGGAAAGCAUUUACAUGGAAAGAAAGGGUUGCCUUCCAAAGGCUCAUUCUCAUUCCUCAGUUCUUUGUCCAGAAGUUUGCUACAAUGGCGUCAACCCAAGAGAUCUGAUUAACUAGGAAAAAGCUUCAUUCAGCAUACAAAGUCUGCUUAACUUUUUGAAUCACUUAUGGGGGUAGCCUGUGACCCUUUGGAAGCAAGGGUGUUGGUUGAUCAAUUGGUCUUAUUUUAUUGAUUGGUGACUCAUUAUUGAUUGUUUAGUGUGGUAUAAUCCUUAUUCCAUUUUUAUUUUUAUUUUUAUUAGCCAUUCAUGAUUGAUUGUUUAGUGUAAUAUAAUCCUUGUUCCAUUUGUUUUUAGCCAUUGAAUCCAUAAGAUUUUCAGCCCUAGCC